GCGGUUUUAAUGUUACCACAGCGCACUCUGUAGCUCGAGCAACAACACCGGAAGCAGUUUGACGUAAUCGUAAUAUAAACAUGGCGGCGUUGGUUGUCCCUCGCCUGGCCAUGUUUGGCUCUUUAUCAACAAGGCCCAUUACAUUUUUUGCUGGUCAACAGAAGAGUCUGCAUAGUAGUGCAAAAAAUGAGAAUGCAAGCCCAAGUGUGGUUCCAGUCAAGGACAAGAGCACAGCAGUGGCAGCAGCCAAACCAGCAUCUGUACCCAGUAGCAGGGGGGAGUAUGUUAUCACUAAGCUGGAUGACCUGGUUAACUGGGCACGCAGGAGCUCUUUGUGGCCUAUGACGUUUGGUCUGGCGUGCUGUGCAGUGGAGAUGAUGCACAUGGCAGCGCCCCGUUAUGACAUGGACCGUUUCGGAGUCGUGUUCAGAGCAAGUCCUCGACAGUCUGAUGUCAUGAUCGUGGCAGGAACACUGACCAAUAAGAUGGCUCCAGCUCUGCGGAAGGUGUAUGACCAGAUGCCUGAGCCCAGAUAUGUCAUUUCCAUGGGAAGCUGUGCUAAUGGAGGAGGCUACUACCACUACUCCUAUUCUGUCGUCAGAGGCUGCGACCGAAUCGUACCAGUGGACAUUUAUGUUCCAGGUUGUCCCCCCACCGCAGAGGCUCUCCUCUACGGGGUUUUACAGCUACAGAGGAAAAUCAAACGUGAAAAGAAGUUACGGAUCUGGUAUCGGAAGUGAAUGUGCUAUGUGUAUAUGUGGUAUGUACCGUAUGUAGAGCUGAAGGAACUAUCUUCAAUAAAAUCCUUGUUGUAAUUUACA
This is a messenger RNA of Monopterus albus (swamp eel), 821 nucleotides long. RefSeq names its product NADH:ubiquinone oxidoreductase core subunit S7 (gene ndufs7). Gene Ontology annotation, biological process: electron transport coupled proton transport; mitochondrial respiratory chain complex I assembly; aerobic respiration. The coding region runs from base 81 to 740 and encodes 219 amino acids. The record is from RefSeq and is a predicted model, not a curated record. Gene Ontology annotation, cellular component: respiratory chain complex I. The transcript has 8 exons. Gene Ontology annotation, molecular function: NADH dehydrogenase (ubiquinone) activity; quinone binding; 4 iron, 4 sulfur cluster binding. NCBI's taxonomy places the organism in Eukaryota, Metazoa, Chordata, Actinopteri, Synbranchiformes, Synbranchidae.